CGAGGCGCCCCGCCACGCGCGCCCGCCUGCCCGCGCCCCGCGCUCGCCCCUGCCCACGCCUCCACGCUCGCCACCUGUUCCAAAACUGAGAAUUCAUGUAUGUUAUUAUAGAUUAUAGAUAUUAUAGAUUGUCUCUUUAUUAAAUUAGCUUUCGGCUUUUCCAUAAUGGUGAAGUCUAAGUCAUCUUGGAAAAUUAAACACCCUCGUCAACAAAGUGGGAAGCAUUUUAUGGUGGCAUUUCGGUGCAACUUCGUGUUGACUGACUUUUUAGCCUAUAAGCUUUGGUAACUAUAAAUCCAACGUGAGGCACUGCUAAAAAAAAAGAAAAAAAAAUCGGGGAAAACAAAAAAAAAAAAAAAAAAAAAAAGAAAAAAAAGAAGAAGAAGAAGAAGAAAUUCUGAGAAUGGAUUAUUACAAAGCAAUAAAAAGAGCUUUGCUGUUGUUCCUCUCGUUUGCAUAUGCUGUGGCAUUCAAAUCUUCUAAUAUGAGUUGCCCAGAUGCCGAGAGGGAAGCACUUCUGAGGUUUGCCGGAGGUUUCAACCGAACUGCAGCUGUCUUCUUUUCUUGGGAGGGAAAAAAUUGCUGCAAAUGGGAAGGCGUGGAGUGCGACAACCGAACCGGACACAUCGUGCAUUUAGAUCUUCAAGGGAGAGAACUUGUCGGCAACAAAAUCAAUCCUUCUUUGCUCCGUCUUAAGCAACUGAGCUAUUUGGAUCUCAGCAGCAAUUACUUUGCAGGCAUAUCGAUUCCCCAGUGGAUCGGUUCGUUCGAGAAGUUAAACUAUCUUAACAUAUCUCAGUCGUAUUUUUUUGGGACGGUACCCGAUCAGCUCGGAAAUCUCUCAAGACUUCAAAUUCUGGAUCUUUCUGAGCUCAUUCCAUCUGCAAUUGGAAACUUGGCUUCUCUAAAGGUGCUUGAACUGGGCAAUGUUGACUUCGAUGCCGGGGUGCCGUCUAGUUUGGGCAAUCUCUGUGAGCUUCGCACACUAGAUUUUUCAGGUUCCACAAUUAAUUCCCGGUUAGAUGCACUCAAAGAGUCUUUUUCUGGAUGUCUCCAAAAUAGCUUGCGAGAGUUGUACUUAAGUAGCACAUCUCUAAGUGGCAACAUGCCGGAUUGGAUCAGUGACCUGAACAAUCUAAAUAUUCUUGAUCUUUCAUUGAACUCACUUUCCGGUUCAAUCCCCACCUCUUUUUGUAAACUAUCCACCUUACAGGUGUUCGCUUUUUAUAACAAUAAGCUAAAUGGCACUGUUCCGGAAUGUCUUGGAAACCUUAGUGAGGUAAAAUCUUUGGAUCUUAGCUCCAACGCUCUCAUCGGAGUUAUUUCAGAAUAUCAUUUUUCUAAUCUUACAAAGUUGGAGAUCAUCGACCUGACUUCUAACUCGUUGGUUUUGAAUCUGAGCAACAAUUGGGUUCCUCCUUUCCAACUCAGUGAUUUGGUCUUCCGUGGCUGUAAACUAGGCCCCCAGUUUCCCUCAUGGCUUCAUACUCAGAAGUCUCUAGCCAGCCUCGAUCUAUCUUCCACGGGGAUUUCAGAUUCAGUGCCAAAUUGGUUUUGGAACUCAAUGACCAAUCUUUCUACUGUUUAUCUCGCUAAUAAUGAGCUACAUGGUGUGAUACCCAACUUAAUAAAAUUCAGGGCUGAUACAGAUUUAUUUAUUGAUUUAAGUUCCAACUUCUUUGAGGGACCAGUGCCACGUUUUCCGUCAAACACGGCACAACUAGAUUUGUCAAGCAAUUCAUUUAUGGGCCCUAUUCCUGAUGAUAUUUUCCAGCUAAUGCCUAAUUUAAGUGCGCUUUUGUUGUCGAGGAAUAGAAUAAAUGGCAGGAUCCCCAUGUCUAUUUGUAGUUCACAAUUGAUUACCAGAUCAAUCUCAAACAAUAAUUUAUCAGGAGAGCUCCCAAACUGUCAAAAUAAUACUCAAUUAGAAGUUUUGGAUCUUUCAAAUAAUAAUCUUUCUGGAGGAAUACCCGAAUGGCUUUGUGAAUCGCCUCAGUUUCGAUCAUUGCACCUAAGGAAAAACAGUUUAUCUGGAGAGCUUCCCUCAUCCUUAAAGACCUGCAAGAUGCUGGAUACUCUUGAUCUUGGCGGUAACAUGUUUACAGGAAGGAUACCAAUCUGGCUUGGAGAGCUCUCGUCUCUCAAGAUUCUUAGCUUGAAAUCAAACAAGUUUGUCGGCCGAAUUCCAACAGAACUCUCUAAUCUUACUGCUCUCCGAAUCUUAGACCUCUCAAACAACAAUCUUUCAGGGCCGAUACCGAUGACCUUCGGCAACUUCAUGGCUAUGAGGAACCCUCAUACAAACAUUGGACCUAUCCUAAACAGCACAAUUGGUAUUCAUGAUGAGAAUAUGAUAUUGGACAUCAAAGGAAGAGAAGAUCAAUAUGGUAGUGAUCUUCUUUUGCAGAUGACGAUCUUGGAUCUCUCUAGGAAUAGCUUGUCGGGACGCAUACCCGAUGAACUAACAAAUCUUCUGGGAUUGUUGAUAUUCAACUUGUCGAGUAAUGAUCUAACAGGACAAAUACCUUUCAAGAUCGGCGAUCUGACGCAACUAUUAUAUCUGGACUUGUCGAGAAACAAGUUAUCAGGAGCAAUUCCUUCUAGCUUGUCCGACUUAAGCUUCUUGGAAAUCUGGAACAUAUCGUACAACAACUUCUCAGGAAGAAUUCCGAUGGACACAUUCACCGACCCUAACAUAUAUGUCGGAAACCAAUAUCUCUGCGGAUUCCAAAUAAAUGUGAGUUGCCCAGGUAAUGAAGGCCAAGCCGAAGGCCCGACAAUUGGCCAGUUAAGUCGUACUCCACCGACUGUUAAUGGUCGUGCAGGAUCUGAUGUUUCAAAAAAGGCAGAUGAAAAUCGAAAAGAGAUCUUACUCCUUUGCCUUAUUACAAUAGCAGGAUUUGCAGUUGGAUUUUGGCCUAUUACUGGAGCCCUGUUGGUUAAUAAAAGAUUUAGGAUUUGGUGGUUCCAAUAUGUAGACAGUUUGUAUGAUACUCUCUAUGUAACCUCUAGAGUAUGGUUUGCAAGACUUAAGAAAAAGAUGUCAAAAAUAAGCGCAACUGAUGGCUAAAAUGUAAUGAUCUGAAAAUUAAUCAAUUUUGCUAAAUAAAAUCAGAAUUCUCUUUUCUA
This is a messenger RNA of Ananas comosus (pineapple), 3129 nucleotides long. Its product is annotated as probable LRR receptor-like serine/threonine-protein kinase At1g34110. NCBI's taxonomy places the organism in Eukaryota, Viridiplantae, Streptophyta, Magnoliopsida, Poales, Bromeliaceae. The coding region runs from base 404 to 3070 and encodes 888 amino acids. The transcript is spliced from 2 exons. Gene Ontology annotation, molecular function: protein binding. The record is from RefSeq and is a predicted model, not a curated record.